Arvicanthis niloticus (Nile rat) is the source of this 1352-nucleotide messenger RNA. Its product is annotated as schlafen family member 2-like. Lineage: Eukaryota; Metazoa; Chordata; Mammalia; Rodentia; Muridae. The record is from RefSeq and is a predicted model, not a curated record.
GACAUUCAGCUGGAAAAUGCAAAGGCUGCUGGGAAAAUGGACAUCAGCGUCGAUCUGGAAGCCACAUAUGCUAAGCUGGGUCUAAAUCUAGGAGCAAUCACACUUGGAGAGAAGGAUAGAAAGAAAAUGAACUCUACCCUCAGGAAGAAGGAGAAUGAAAACAUCUCUCUAGCUGUAUGUGCUCUCCUGAAUUCGGGAGGUGGAGCCAUCAAGGUUAAAGUUGAAAACGAAAAUUAUAGUUUCAUUAGGGAUGGCUUGGGACUAGAUUUGGAAGCCUCUGUUUCUAAAUGCCUGCCGUUUGUCCAGUGGCACCUGAACUUCUCGGAGAGCGAAGGCUACCUUUAUAUCUACGUGAAUUCGUGGAGCCAGGAAAUCUUUGGACUGCCUAUUGGCACCCUGAGAACCAAUUUGUAUGCGAGGAGCUUGUCAUCCUCCAUGCAGGUGAGUGCUGACGCUGCUCUAGAAUUUCUCCAGGACCUGGAGGAAACUGGAGGGAGACCCCGUGUCAGAUCGGAGUCGCCUGCAAGUAGAGCCUGCCCUGGGGUAGAAGAAGAAUGUCACCUGGAGGAUUUGGCUACUGCACUUUUUAACAAGACAGAAUUUCAGUACAAGGAGACGUUCCACUUUACCAGAUCCACAUACGUUGAAGUUACAUCGCCUUCCGCGAAACGCCUGCGAAAGCACAUCAAAGGGCUCCUCCCUCGGACUGUUUCUGCUUUCGCAAACACGGAUGGGGGAUAUUUGUUCAUUGGUUUGGAUGGCAAAACCCAGCAAAUUAUUGGUUUUGAAGCAGAGAAGAGCGAUCUCGAGCUUCUAGAGACUGAAAUAGAAAAGGGCAUCAGACAGCUGCCUGUCACUCACUUCUGUGAGGAGAAGGAGAAGAUCAAGUACACAUGCAAAUUCAUGGAAGUGCACGAAUCCGGAGCUGUGCGUGGAUAUGUGUGUGCGCUCAGAGUGGAGAGGUUCUGCUGUGCAGUGUUCGCUGCACAUCCUGAAUCCUGGCACGUGGAAGACAGCUGUGUGAAGAGGUUCACCGCAGAGGAAUGGGUGAAGCACCAGAUGGAUGCCCCAGCAGGUUGAAGGAGGAUUAAUAACCAGGCUACGAGGAUUGGAGAGAUGACUCAGUGGCUCUUCCAGAGGUCCUGAGUUCAAUUCCCACCAACCAUGUAUAGUGGGAUUGAGAAACUGAGAAACCUAAGCAGAGGCCGGGAGACCUAACUUUAGACAAAGAAUCGGGUCCAAGGUGAAACAUAUCCGGCCAACUGCAGCUGCUGGGAAUUAACAAGAAGGGUUGAUAGUCACUCCUCUUAUGUAUGGGAGUACACUGUCACUGUCUUCAGACACACCUGAAC